Messenger RNA from Zea mays, 739 nucleotides. Its product is annotated as pathogenesis related protein 4. Lineage: Eukaryota; Viridiplantae; Streptophyta; Magnoliopsida; Poales; Poaceae. Gene Ontology annotation, cellular component: extracellular region. The transcript has a single exon. The record is from RefSeq and is marked validated. Bases 82 to 573 code for a protein of 163 amino acids.
ACAUCUCAUGCACGCCGAUCACACAUUGGACUUGCACUGGUGCUUGCUCAUAAUUACUAGUUCAUCAGCAAACAACAAACAAUGGCACCGAGGCUAGCGUGCCUCCUAGCUCUGGCCAUGGCAGCCAUCGUCGUGGCGCCGUGCACGGCCCAGAACUCGCCGCAGGACUACGUGGACCCGCACAACGCGGCGCGCGCCGACGUGGGCGUCGGGCCGGUGUCCUGGGACGACACCGUCGCCGCGUACGCGCAGAGCUACGCGGCGCAGCGCCAGGGCGACUGCCAGCUGAUCCACUCCGGCGGGCCCUACGGCGAGAACCUCUUCUGGGGCUCCGCCGGCGCCGACUGGUCGGCGUCCGACGCCGUGGGCUCCUGGGUGUCCGAGAAGCAGUACUACGACCACGACACCAACAGCUGCGCGGAGGGGCAGGUGUGCGGCCACUACACGCAGGUGGUGUGGCGCGACUCCACCGCCAUCGGCUGUGCCCGCGUCGUCUGCGACAACAACGCCGGCGUCUUCAUCAUCUGCAGCUACAACCCGCCGGGCAACGUCGUCGGCGAGAGCCCCUACUAGACUGUCAUGCAUACUACAAUUAUAUAUUUAUAUACGCUUAAUAUUAAUUUCAGCAUGCAUGCAUAUUAUAAAUAGUGUUGUCAACUCUGUAUAUCAUUAUAUUACGAUGAUUAUAUUGUUGAUGAACAUAAUAAGUCAAUAAAACCAUGCAGGCGAUUUGUGAGCC